This is a messenger RNA of Drosophila willistoni, 1981 nucleotides long. RefSeq names its product probable tRNA (guanine(26)-N(2))-dimethyltransferase (gene Trm1). Gene Ontology annotation, cellular component: nucleus. Gene Ontology annotation, biological process: tRNA N2-guanine methylation. The record is from RefSeq and is a predicted model, not a curated record. Bases 32 to 1741 code for a protein of 569 amino acids. Lineage: Eukaryota; Metazoa; Arthropoda; Insecta; Diptera; Drosophilidae. Gene Ontology annotation, molecular function: RNA binding. The transcript is spliced from 4 exons.
GUUUUUUGUUUUGGUUUUUUGCGGCGUUUAAAUGGAAGUGGAAAACGGUCAAAACGAGGAAAAGCAGGAUCCAAAGCAGCAACAGGACAUUGCCGACAAUCCCAAUGAAAAUGUUAUUCGGGAACGAAACGCCGAAAUUGUGUCAGGAGGCAAUGUUUUUUACAACCCAGUUCAAGAAUUCAAUCGAGACUUGAGCAUAUCUGUGCUCAAUGUGUACUCCCAAAUAUUGGCCCAAGAGCGCCUAGAGAAGGAGGCGAAAAAGAAGCGAAAACAGCAAAGCGAAACAAAUGAAUCCUCACCAGAAAUAGCGCCGACAUAUGAAGCGGGAACCCGUUAUGACGACGGAUUACGGAUAUUGGAGGCCCUGGCUGCCACUGGAUUGCGCAGCAUACGAUAUGCCCAGGAAAUAGCAGGAGUACGCGAAAUUAUAGCCAAUGAUUUGUCCAGGCAGGCCGUAGAGUCCAUUCAAACGAAUAUCAAGCACAACAAGGUUGAGCAAUUGAUACAACCAAGUCAUGCGGAUGCCAUGACCCUGAUGUACUUGUCUUCCGUGCCAGAGAAACGCUUCGAUGUGGUUGAUCUGGAUCCCUAUGGCUGCCCAAAUCGUUUCUUAGAUGGCGCCAUUCAAUGUCUCAAUGAUGGUGGCCUACUCCUGGUGACUGCCACCGACAUGGCCGUAUUGGCUGGCAAUGCUCCCGAAGCUUGCUAUGUGAAAUAUGGAUCAGUUCCCCUAAGGAUGAAGUGCUGCCAUGAAAUGGCUUUGCGCAUUCUCCUCCAUUGCAUCGAAGGACAUGCCAAUAGGCAUGGCAAGUAUAUAGAACCAUUGCUUAGUGUGUCGGUGGAUUUUUAUAUACGGAUAUUCCUGCGAGUACGAGUGGGUCAGGCGCAAUGUAAACUUUCCAUGAGCAAGCAAUCCUGGCUCUUCCAAUGCACGGGCUGUGAGAGUUUUGCCUUGCAACCGCUGGGCAUAACCAAACCGAAUCCCACCAAAGGCAAUCCCCAACAGUUGAAAUUUGGCAUACCCACUGGACCACAGGUAAAUUCGCAGUGCAGCAAUUGUGGCCACAGGCAUCAUAUGGGCGGUCCCAUCUGGUCUGCCCCCUUACACAAUUUGGAAUUCGUGGCCAAGCUUCUGGAUGCAGUGAAGCAGAAACCAUUGUGUGACCUAACCACUCAAAGGCGAAUUGUGGGUGUGCUCAGUAUGGUGCAGGAGGAGCUGCCCGAUGUUCCUCUAUACUAUACCCCCGAUAAGCUUUGCUGUGUCUUGAAGUUGGAAAUCGUUCCCAUGCUCAAGUUCCGUUCCGCUCUUUUGCAUAGUGGAUAUCGUGUCUCCUAUUCACAUGCCUCAAAGAAUUCCCUGAAAACCGAUGCUCCUCCAUCUGUUCUGUGGGAUAUUCUGCGCAGCUGGAGCAAACGACAUCCAGUUAGACCAGAGCGCAUGAUCGAGGGAACCCCCUUGAAGGCCAUACUGUCGCAACCAUGCUCCAAGGAUUAUGAAUUCGAUCGUCUGCACAUCGAUGCCAAUCCCAAAAGUAGACUGCAGGCCUUAUCACGCUUCCAGGAGAAUCCUACACCACACUGGGGACCAGGAACCAAAGCCACCAUUAUGGUUGGCGAAAAUAAACUGCCUAAAAGCUUUCGCAAUCAGAACAAGAAGCAACGACGCAAGGACGAAUCGAAUGAUGGGAUUGUGCCAGAGGAGGAGGAAACGGAGGCCAAACAAGUCAAACUGGACAAUUAAUUGACUAAUUUCAAUGUUAUUUAUUAAGAAUACCAAACGAAGGUUGUCAUCUAAUUGGGUUUUAGUAACGGAAGAAAUUGCCAUCCGAUGUUUGGCGAGAGAAGCCAUUGUUGACCAAUUGAUUGUGGACGCCACUGCAGAUGAGCUUGACACUAUGUGGAUGGAUCUUUUCCUUGCAGCCACCUUAAACAAGAAUCAAUCGUUAAAUAAAUAUAUCGAGAUCUUUCGAUAUGAACUUUA